GUUUUACGACAACAGCAGUCGAUUUACGACACUACUGCGUCACGCAUUGCUCAGCAGAAGAGACGCUCGGCGAAAGUUAUGGCUGCAGAUGUGUAGCUCGGGAUCAACCGACUAAACACGAACUGAUGGGAAACGCAGGUCGUCAUGAUAGAGAUUGACACUGUGGGAGGGGAGAAAGAUGACAAGUGGGUCGUCGGUGAAGAGAAUGAAGAGGAGGCUCCGAUCAGGCGUAGUUUCUCGGUGGAAGACCUCCUCGAUGAGGUGGAGAAGAUCUGCUACGACGCCUCAGGGUCAUCAAAGGUGGAGAUGGUGGUAAGGCUGUGGAAGGAUGGCUUCACUGUAAAUGAUGAGGAGUUCCGCAGCUACUCCAUACCGGAGAACCAAGACUUCCUGGAAUCGAUCAAGAGGGGGGAGCUCCCGGCAGAGUGGGGGAGCAGAGCAGAAGAGGAGGAGCUGGAGAUCAGCUUGGAGGACCUGACGGAGGAAAACUAUGUUCCCAGGAAAAAGGCCUUUCACCCUUUCAGCGGCCGAGGAUACCGACUUGGCAGUGUUGCGCCCAGAGUAGUGGCCAGGUCACCGUCUGUGCACGAGGAUGGAGAAUCUCCUCCUAUUCCCAUGGUAACACUAGACCACGCCCUUCCAGUUACCUCCCUGCAAAUCUGGUUGGCUGACGGCAGGAGAUUGGUACAGAGGUUUAACCUAUCGCAUCGGAUUACUGACGUUCAAGAUUUCGUAGCACGCUGCCAGAGGAGCUGCCCACCUUUUGUCCUGACGACGUCCCUCCCUUUCCGAGAGCUCAACGACAAAGAAUUAAGUGUGGAAGAGGCCGACUUGGCCAACGCAGUCAUUGUCCAGAGACCCCUGAACACACAGGCUCCGUUCGGACACUCCUGACCAUUAGGCCCCUCCAAUUUACAUAACACGCCACAUUUCCCCAUCACUGACUUAUCACCUCCCUAGCAACCCUCUGUAACUUCUAAUCUUUAUGUAUCCAGCAGUUUGUGCUGCAUUUGAUGAUUGAUAUUUCCCUCCACAGUUUCGGUGUGGGAUUAUCUCAUGGACAUAUUGGGCCUCAUGCAGGAACAUGUUCGUGUUCUUAUCCUAAAUUUAUCCCACAUCUGUGAUUACGUACGAACAAGAUGAAUGCCACUUGUGCGUAUUUGAGCAAGCGCAUACGAGUAUUGCAAAUUAGCCUAACCAACACCCCUCAAAUACCAUACAAGCUUUUGCUUCCUGCCCCACUUCAGGAAGAGUUAAUUCAUGAAAACAGCAUUAAAGAGAACAAAAGAAGAUGUUUACGAGAUCAGAGAUUGAACGGGCGGACUAAAGCAGAGCUGUAAAUACUGUGAGUCGCACUGUCACUGAAAAAAAAGAUGAAAUGCUGCUGCUGGAUCAGUUCACCUUCGUUCAAUGCAAUAUUAUACAAUAUGCAGCAUGUUAGAAUUAUUUGACGUGUCUUCUCUGGCGUGUGGAGUAGCUCACCACCAGAUGUGUUGAGGCUCAUCCACCUGCCCUUCACUGCACCAACUACGAUUUACCAUGGCAUGAGUGCGCAUGUGACGCUUGUUGUAUGAACCCUCCUGUCUUGUGUGCUGGUUAACUAGAGAUGUCAUGAGCUAAUUUGAGUGAAGUUUAAAGAAACGAUCUGAAAAUAGCUUACAGUCAACAACCGACAUGUCAAUCCAGCAACUCCGUGCGCCCCUGCGCAACAUGCAUGCCAAAUGCCAAAGAUCUGCGCUCCCCUGGCCAUUGCGCGACAACGUUUAACAGGUAAUUGAAUAUAUGUAGAAUUAUAUUAGAAUUUGAAUUACAGAAUAAUGUGAGAAUAAUGAGGUGAAAUCUAUAUAUUUUUAUAUACAUUUUAUUUAAUUUAUAUACUUAAAAUUGCGACCCGUACGUGAAAAAAAUGGUUUGAUUAACAACAGACCAAUUUACGUGACUCUCACGACAGGCCUCGACCGCUCGUAAAUUCUGUGCGUAUUUGAAAGAAGUCUCAAAAUGCAGAGGGGAAAAUGGUGAAUGCGGGGAGUUCUCCUAAAUCACUCGUACGCAGGGUUUCAGAACAAAUCUGUUCGUACGGACGUUUCUUGCAUGAGGCCCAAUGUCUGUUGCUUACAAAGGUGCUGCUCGGGUUCUGUCGUCGUCAAUAUUUACCUUGUCUUCUUCCCCUGGAGGACAGCAUCUACCUGCCAGUGGAUCUCCCCAACCUGUAAGGGCAAAACCGCAUCCGUCGCCCGUGCAGAUGGCCGACCAUGUUUGUCCAUCUGUUGAUUUGCUAAAUGUGACCCUCCCUUCCCCCGCGAUCACACACAGUCCCACCACCAGCACCGCCAAGUAACUCUCUGAAGUCUUCCCAAACGCUGGUCACAAUUUUUCUGCACUAUUUACGGUAAAAAUACAAAUAAAAAGCAGCUGAUAUUUCCUUUUUUAAUCUCUUAAGUUCACAUGUAUAUUUAUUGGACAUAUGAUACUUCUUGCACCUUAUCAUUAAAAAAAGGGUACCAGCUUGCUAUUUAUGUUGGCCUGACUGUUAAAGGUCUAUCAGUCGUUAAGCUAUUUUGAAAAUUAAUACAAAAUGUUCAAUGUAAUGUUUCAUUUGACUGCAUCGUGAAUAUACCACAUAACAAGGUAUAAUAAAAAAUCUUCCUCAAA
Molecule: messenger RNA, 2652 nt
Organism: Scophthalmus maximus (turbot)
Lineage: Eukaryota; Metazoa; Chordata; Actinopteri; Pleuronectiformes; Scophthalmidae
Gene: ubxn2a
Product: UBX domain protein 2A
Exons: 7
Coding region: 145-894 (249 amino acids)
Biological process (GO): autophagosome assembly; proteasome-mediated ubiquitin-dependent protein catabolic process; Golgi organization
Cellular component (GO): nucleus; cytosol
Molecular function (GO): ubiquitin binding
Source: RefSeq, a predicted model, not a curated record